Messenger RNA from Musa acuminata AAA Group (dessert banana), 429 nucleotides. RefSeq lists its product as uncharacterized. NCBI's taxonomy places the organism in Eukaryota, Viridiplantae, Streptophyta, Magnoliopsida, Zingiberales, Musaceae. The coding region runs from base 1 to 429 and encodes 142 amino acids. The transcript has a single exon. The record is from RefSeq and is a predicted model, not a curated record.
AUGAGGAGGCCCCGGGAGCUCGCGGACAAGACAUGGUACUUUCGCUUUCACCGGCAAAACAGACAUGACACGGAAGAGUGCCGCGAGCUGAAGCGACAGAUCGAGGAGCUGAUUUGGAGAGGGCACCUCGACCGCUAUCUACGACAGGAUAAAGAGCUUUCCCCCCGGCCCGAGGGCCCCAUCGAAAGGCAGAUCGAUGUGAUCACGGGCGGCCCGACGUUUGGGGGAAAGAGCAUUUCCGGGCGGAAAGCAUACACCCGCGCUGCCGCAGCCGAAGACCCUGGGCAUGGGCCCGAGCCCAAGGUCAUGUUCCCCCCCGAGAGGGCCAUGCGGCCCGAGCACGAUGACGCGUUGGUGGUGGCCUCCAGGAUCGCCAACGCCCAUGUGAGUGCUAGUCAUAGGUGCCCAGCAAGCCAAUCACGUGAGUGA